GAGCGUGAUACUUGAGGGAAUUCACAGCACUUAAAACGGGGAGACGAGGGUACUUACCUCCACUGUCUUCAGUCUCACUGACCCUCCAUUCGAGUUUCUGAGAGAGAAAGAGAUCGCUUCGAGCUUUAGGGUUUCUUGCUUUGCUUCUUCUUCCUGUGUUUCAGGAAAUGAGUUCUUCUGAGCUUGAUGGAAACGGAACAGAGGAGGCUUUGCCUCCUCCACCCCCUGUUAUCCCACCAGAUAUUGUUCCAAUCAAGGCAGAAUCAGAACAGGCACUUGACCCAGUUAAGAAGAAAACUGUCCGACUUCCAAUGGCCAGGCGCAACCUUGGAUCUAAAGGGCAAAAGAUACCGCUGUUGACAAAUCAUUUCAAAGUCAAAGUCAGUAAUUUGCAAGACCAGUUUUUCCAUUACAGUGUUGCCCUCUUUUAUGAAGAUGGUCGCCCUGUUGAUGGUAAGGGUGUUGGACGGAAAGUGAUUGAUAGGGUCCAUGAAACUUACAAAUCCGAUUUAGGUGGAAAAAACUUUGCCUAUGAUGGAGAGAAGAGCUUGUUUACUGUUGGGCCUCUUCCAGGAAACAAGCUUGAAUUUACUGUUGUACUUGAGGACGUAUCAUCUGAUAGAGUCAAUGGUAGUCAGAGCCCCAAUGCUGAGGGUGACCGAAAGAGAUUGCGUCGCCAAUACCAGUCCAAAACAUUUAAAGUCGAAAUUAGCUUUGCUGCAAAAAUUCCCAUGCAGGCUAUUGCCAGUGCUCUACGUGGUCAAGAAACUGAGAACUCCCAAGAAGCUCUGAGAGUGUUGGAUAUCAUCUUACGACAACAUGCAUCUAGGCAGGGAUGCCUACUUGUUCGCCAAUCUUUUUUUCAUAACGAUCCAAAAAAUUUUGUUGAUGUGGGGGGAGGAGUUCUUGGGUGCAGAGGAUUUCAUUCCAGUUUUAGAGCAGCCCAGGAAGGAUUGUCUUUAAACAUAGAUGUGUCUACAACGAUGAUCAUACAACCUGGGCCAGUUGUAGAUUUUUUAAUUUCUAACCAAGGUGUGAAUGAUCCUAGUAGGAUAGACUGGGCGAAGGCUAAACGGACGCUCAAGAAUUUGAGGAUCAAAGUUGAUCCCUCUUAUACUGAAUACAAGAUUACAGGACUGAGUGAGAAGUCAUGCAGAGAACAAACGUUUACAUUGAAGCAGAGAGGCGAUAGUGACAGUGAACCAUUGGAAGUUACUGUCUAUGAUUAUUUUGUUAAUCAACGUCAUAUAAAUUUGCGAUAUUCUGAAGAUCUUCCAUGCAUUAAUGUCGGGAAACCUAAACGCCCAACCUUUUUCCCUGUUGAGCUCUGCUCUUUGGUUUCAUUGCAGCGUUACACGAAGUCGCUGUCGACAUUCCAAAGGUCUUCGUUGGUUGAGAAAUCACGACAAAAACCACAUGAGAGGAUGCAAGUGUUGUCUAGUGCUCUGAAGCGCAGCGAUUAUGAUGCUGAACCCAUGUUACGCUCUUGUGGUGUAACAAUUAGUAAUAGUUUCACCCAGGUGGAAGGCCGAGUUCUGCCUGCCCCCAAGUUGAAAGCAGGUAACGGGGAGGAUUUUUUUCCCCGGAAUGGUAAAUGGAAUUUCAACAACAAGAAAUUAGCACAGCCAACCAAGAUAGAAAAGUGGGCUGUAGUUAACUUCAAUGCACGGUGUGACAUAAAUAACCUUGUGCAAACUCUGAUAAAAUGUGGAGAGAUGAAAGGAAUUAUGAUGAAACCUCCUUUUGAAGUGUUUCAAGAGGGUGGACAGUUCAGACGUGCCCCACCUGUGGUUCGCGUUGAGAAAAUGUUUGAUGAGAUACAGUCAAAACUUCCCGGGGCACCUGAUUUUCUACUUUGUCUGCUUCCAGAGAGGAAAAAUUGUGAUCUUUAUGGCCCAUGGAAAAAGAAGAAUCUUUCUGAGUUUGGAAUUGUGACUCAAUGCAUUGCUCCUCAAAGGGUCAAUGAUCAAUACAUUACAAAUGUUCUUUUGAAGAUCAAUGCCAAGCUUGGUGGGUUAAACUCUUUUUUAGCUGUUGAACGUAAUUCAAUGAUCCCAGUGGUCUCCAAAAGUCCUACUCUCAUUCUUGGAAUGGAUGUAUCACAUGGAUCUCCUGGGCAGUCUGACAUACCUUCAAUUGCGGCGGUUGUUAGUUCUAGGAAUUGGCCCUCAAUUUCUCGUUAUAGGGCUUCUGUUCGUACGCAGUCACCCAAGGUGGAAAUGAUUGAUUCGUUAUUUAAGCCAGUUGGUAAAGAGGAUGAAGGUAUCAUAAGGGAGCUUCUUGUGGACUUCUUUACGAGUUCAGCAAAACGAAAACCUGAUCAGAUCAUCAUUUUUAGGGAUGGGGUCAGUGAAUCACAGUUCAACCAAGUACUGAACAUAGAACUGGAUCAAAUCAUUGAGGCAUGCAAGUUUCUUGAUGAGAGCUGGAAUCCCAAGUUUGUGGUUAUUAUUGCUCAAAAAAAUCACCAUACAAAGUUCUUCCAACAAUCGAACCCCGAAAAUGUUCCUCCUGGUACCAUUAUUGACAACAGGAUUUGUCAUCCAAAAAACAACGACUUCUACCUCUGUGCACACGCAGGCAUGAUUGGUACUACAAGGCCCACUCAUUAUCAUGUCCUGUUAGAUGAAGUUGGUUUUUCAGCUGAUGAUCUACAAGAGCUCGUUCAUUCUCUAUCAUAUGUUUACCAGAGGAGUACAACUGCCAUUUCUGUAGUUGCGCCCAUUUGUUAUGCACACUUGGCGGCUGCACAGGUCGGACAGUUUAUGAAGUUUGAGGACAGUUCCGAGACGUCCUCUAGCCAUGGUGGGAUGUCUUCUGCUGGAGUUCCACCUGUUCCUCAACUCCCCAGGUUGAAGGAUAAUGUGUCCAACUCCAUGUUCUUUUGUUGAGGCUUUGAGCCUACUAAAAACACUGGUGAAAACUUUUAUGUAAUUAGUUUUGGGUUUUUGCUAUGGUCUUCCAUGGUAACCCUGCAUGUCUGAACUAUUUUCUGAGCCCUAAGACCUUACCUUUUACCUUUGGUGUUUUGAUAAUUUUGAGGCCAGUGUCUUUUUAGGACUAGUGACAUGCAGACUAGGUGUUUACUGUUUAGUGUGGUAAAGUUAGUGCUUGAUCUUUUUAUCUGUGGUAAGCAUGUAGUGUUAACUUGGUAUUUUACUGUGGCUCUAUACCUGUUAGGUCCAUGUACUUGUGUUGGCCAUGUUUUAUUAGAGCCUGGUUUUAUGGCUGUUAUCUAUUUUUUGUUGAUUUUUCACGAA
Messenger RNA from Humulus lupulus (European hop), 3260 nucleotides. RefSeq names its product protein argonaute 4-like. Gene Ontology annotation, molecular function: protein binding; RNA binding. Bases 168 to 2891 code for a protein of 907 amino acids. Gene Ontology annotation, cellular component: cytoplasm. The transcript has 23 exons. The record is from RefSeq and is a predicted model, not a curated record. Lineage: Eukaryota; Viridiplantae; Streptophyta; Magnoliopsida; Rosales; Cannabaceae. Gene Ontology annotation, biological process: regulatory ncRNA-mediated post-transcriptional gene silencing.